This is a messenger RNA of Yamadazyma jaroonii, 1638 nucleotides long. Lineage: Eukaryota; Fungi; Ascomycota; Pichiomycetes; Serinales; Debaryomycetaceae. The record is from the annotation of a GenBank genome assembly.
AUGUCAUUCAAAGUUGAUUGGAAUUUACUAGAAACGCAAUCAAUGUCUGAAUGGACCAAAGAGUUAUUAACUGAAGCAUUGAAUUCAGGUAAAAGACCUAAUAUUCUUGCUUCUAAUAUUGAAAUUAAAGAUCUUAAUUUCGGUAAAAUACCUCCAGAUUUUGAAAUCUUGGAAAUAGGUGAAUUGGAGAAAGAUAGAUUUAGAGGAAUUUUUAAGAUCAAUUAUUCCGGAGAUUCUUCAAUAACCUUGCAUACCAAAGUUCAAGCUAACCCUUUAAAGAUUUAUCAUGAUAAUUUAGUUGAAUUAGAAAAUGAUAUUGGGGGAUCAUCAAAUUUCGUGACACCUAAUUUCUUAUUAUCUAAUAAUGAAUUUUCAAUACCUUUAGAUUUAAAGUUAAGUGAUAUCAAAAUCAAUGCCAUUGGAAUAAUUGUUUUCUCUAAAACAAAAGGUUUAACAUUGGUUUUCCGUAAUGAUCCUUUGGAUUCAAUUAAAGUAAGUUCAACUUUUGAUAUGGUACAAGUAUUGGCAAAUUUCUUACAAAAACAAAUUGAAAGUCAAAUCAGAGAACUUUUCAGGGAAACUUUACCUACAGUUUUACAUAAAUUAUCAUUAAAAUACAUCACUCUAAACAAUGAAUUUGACACUAAUUUAUUACAAAAACUUGAAAAAAGUAUCAAUGAAGAAGAAGAAAUUGUUUUAUUCGAUUUAAAUAACGAAUUUAACAAUUAUUCAAUGAAAAAUUUACAACAUAAUUUGAAAUUAUUCAAUUCUAGAGAAACUCUUGAAUUGAAAGUUCCAAAAUUCAAGAAAAUCAUACAACGUAGUAAUUUAGAUAAAUUUAAUAAGAAUUUAUCACCUAACUUAUUAACAUCAUUAAACUUAUUAAAUGAUUAUAAACUUGAAAACAACAAUUCCAAUGGUAUACCUAUUAACUUGUUGGUUAAUAAAGAUUAUAAUAAUGUGAAAGAAAUCAUCAAGAAUAUCUCAAAUAUCCAAACCAAUAAUUAUUAUAAAACCACCAAUAAUAAUAAUAAUGGUAUUGAAUUAAAACCUAAAAGAAGAGUUAUCAAAUUAGGUAAGAAGAAUAUCGAAAAACCUGAAAAGACGGAAAAAUCAUCACCAAUGUUGGUUUCAAAAGCUUCAUCAAUGAAUACUUCAAUGAGUAGAUAUAAGAAAGUUGAAGAUAAUGAUUCUGAAGAUAAUACAUUAAUUGAAGAAACUAAUGAAAUCCAACAACCAAAACCUUUAAGGUCUACAGAUAUUUCACCUCAGAACACUAUUUUAGAAUCAAAUGAUGUCAAAGAUUAUCAUCCACAUUCUCAUUUAUACAGAAAUUUCAGUAAUUCUCCCCUUAAUAAUUCAAUAACAGGUGUUGGUAUCGGAAACAACUAUUUCAAUUUCAAUAAUAAAGAUACUAUGUCUGAAUUAGAAGACAGUAAACAAGAAUUCAAUGAUAAAAUCAAUAAACUUUAUCAAUCCAAGAUCAAUGAAUUAAAUGAGAAAUUUAAAGUACAACCUUCAUUCACUUUAACUAAUGAUACUUAUUUGGAUUUCAAAACAAUUAAAAAUCGAUUAAAUGACUUGAGUAAAUUGGAAGAUAAAAGUUAUUUCGAUAUCCCACCUCCAUAUCAAAUGUAA